Messenger RNA from Strongylus vulgaris, 504 nucleotides. NCBI's taxonomy places the organism in Eukaryota, Metazoa, Nematoda, Chromadorea, Rhabditida, Strongylidae. The record is from the annotation of a GenBank genome assembly.
AUGACAACAACUUCUGAGGGCCAGAGUCAGCUGUUUCGUUCUCUUCCUGUAACACUACUCCAGCCGAAUAGAAAUGGACCUGAUCGUCCAGACGAGUUCGAGUUCUUAUAUGCAGAGAGUAUAACUCGGGCGAAAUACCAGGCAUUGGCGAAGACAUGGAAUCUUAAUGUGGACUUUGACGAUUUUCCUGUAAAAAUUGUUCGCUUGUUACAUGAGCGAAAAAACGCCAAUUCUUCGGUCCAGUUGACCUGCACAUUGAGCCAGGAUCUUUCACUUUGCACCAGUUUGAAAAUGGAAAAGGAGAGGACUGUGCAAGAGUGCGAAGAAUUGAAACAAACUUCUGGAGAACUACAAGAACGCUGUUGUAAGACAGAAUUGGAGAAAUCGGAGCUUGAGCAGCGAGUAAAAGAUGCUGAGAAACGACUAGCUGAAGAAACUUUGAAAAGAGAAGAGUUUGAGCAGGACCUGGAAGUCAGCUUACUUAGCCUGGUAUCUAUAACCUGA